Hyposmocoma kahamanoa is the source of this 2015-nucleotide messenger RNA. RefSeq names its product venom carboxylesterase-6-like. NCBI's taxonomy places the organism in Eukaryota, Metazoa, Arthropoda, Insecta, Lepidoptera, Cosmopterigidae. Bases 16 to 1686 code for a protein of 556 amino acids. The record is from RefSeq and is a predicted model, not a curated record. The transcript has 3 exons.
GACAGACGUGUCGCUAUGCUCUUGAUAUUGUUACUGUGUGCGGCGCUAGCCCAUGCGCAGGAAUUACGAGUGAAUACGACCGAAGGUGUUGUAGUAGGUACUCAGGCGACUGAUGGCAACUACUUUAACUUCUAUGGACUUCAUUAUGGAGGACCCACUACCGGUGUAAAUAGAUUCAAGGCCCCAACACCCCCACCACCAUACCCUGGAGAGUUCCAUGCCAUCAGCAACGAUAUAUUUUGCGCUCAACCUAGUGAAAAUGGCAUCAUAGGAGAUGAAAAUUGCUUGACUCUGAACGUUUUUACCAUUAAUGCAAACUCUAGUAGGCCAGUAGUGGUAUGGCUUGAAGGAAAUGAAUAUUCUAAUGGAGGACCACCCAGAUCUUUUGCACGAAUAGUGGAACAAAAUGUUGUUGUCGUCCGACCAAAUUAUAGAUUAUCUAUCUUUGGAUUCUUAUGUCUAGGAGUUGCCGAAGCACCCGGUAACGCGGGCUUAAAAGAUGUAAUCCAAGCUUUAAGGUGGAUUAGGAGCAACAUUGCCGGAUUUGGUGGUGAUCCCAAUAACGUCAUCCUCUUUGGUCACGGCUCAGGCGCCGCUAUGGUUGAUCUCAUCACAAUGUCACCGUUGGCGACUAAUUUAGUACAUAAAGCUGUAGUGCAAAGUGGAUCCGCUUUAGCCCCAUGGGCAGUUUCAUAUAACCCUAUUAGUUCAGCUCGGAAUUUUGGUGCUAAACUUGGAUAUGCAGGCAAAUCUAAUGCAGAUUUAGCAAAAUUGUUGCAAAAUACUACAAAUACAUUACUAGGAGCCGCUUUUGUUAAUACUGAACUUCGCAAUAACACUGCACUAUUUGCACCUUGCAUAGAGAAUAGACACUUGAAUGCCAACGACACAUUCCUUACUGGCGCUCCAAUUAAUUUGCUAAGAUCUGGAAACUAUAGUCAUAUUCCUUACAUUACUGGUUAUACAAACAGAGAAGGAACUCUAAGAGCAGGACAAGCGGCAGUGAACAAUUGGCUGCAAAAAAUGCAGACAAAUUUCACAGAGUUCCUCCCUGUGGACUUGAAUUUCGGUAACAAUUUGACGACAGUCGAAAGAUUGAUUCGUACUUUCUAUUUUAAUGAGAGGAUUAUUGACAUGAGUACAAUUGAAGACUAUUUAGACUAUCAUGGAGAUACACUUGUUCUUGUCUCAGUAAUUCGAGGAGCCCGAGAAAGGGCAGCAACAUCAAGAUCUGAGGUCAGACUUUAUGAAUUCACCAAUAGAGGAACUCUGAAUAGUGACUGGCUUUAUCAGACAAUACCUCUGAAUGGUGCAAGACAUGGAAUUAUUAUUAAUUUCUUGUUGGGUAUUGACUUGCGGCCUAUUGAUGAACCAGUCAGAAUCUCUUUAACUAAUAGAUUCACCGCGUUCUUUACCACUGGGAACCCAUCACCCCCAGGCAUCACAACAUGGCUUCCAGUUACCAGGGACAUCAUUAACUUCCUCUAUUACAGCAGUACUGAUACAACAGAAGGUGUGGCCAUUAAUGCAGAAGCCAUGAACGCAAACCCCCACUCCCAGAGAAUGAACUUCUGGGAUGACCUUUAUGCAAAAUAUUAUAUACCACCUAUACCUGCUUCAUCGUCGAGAGUUUUAGGUGUAGCUUUACUGUUAGUCGUGUGCCAAUUGUUCGUUAAGCUAUUUUAAGUAUUUUGACAUUGUAUAAUAUAUGUCAUACAGAUUCAUUGAAAAAUUGUUUUGAUAAUUGUAUUCUCAAUUUUUUUUUCAAUUCUGCUAUGGAUGCAUUGUCGAUGUCCGAGCGGUCCACACUGUUUCCAAUCCAAUGUUUGAGACCAGAUAAUAUAUUUGGUUAUCUAGCACAUUACAAUUGAUUAAAUUAUACAUUCGUUGAAAAAUAUCAAGAUAGGUUAUUUUUGGAAUCGUAAUUCUGUAUUUUUACUAAAUACUGGUAUUGACUGUAGAUUUUGUUAGUAAGUUUUGAAAUACUGUCUUUUGCCUGAUAUAUCGUAGUUAUA